Molecule: messenger RNA, 2752 nt
Organism: Tarenaya hassleriana
Lineage: Eukaryota; Viridiplantae; Streptophyta; Magnoliopsida; Brassicales; Cleomaceae
Exons: 6
Coding region: 144-2570 (808 amino acids)
Source: RefSeq, a predicted model, not a curated record
UUUUGGGGGUUGGUUUCAAUGCAGGGUUUCCUUCGCUUCUCCGUUUUCCAAACUCGAUUUGCUCCUUUCUCCAAUUUAGUCUUUUGCUCACAUUUCGUCUGAGUCUUCUUCCUUUGCUUUUCUCUCACUCGAGCAACAUUCCCAUGGAGGCCAGAGAUCAGAGAAAGAACCAUUCACCAGGAAGUGAAGGCCAAAGUGUCCAUGUCUGCAACAAAUGUGGGUGGCAAUACCCAAAUCCACAUCCAAGUGCCAAGCACCGGCGUGCUCACAAGAAGAUUUGUGGAUCCAUCAAAGGAUAUGAGCUCUUUGAUUCCGAAAACGCCGACCCUGUUCCUGGUUUUGAUGAUGAGAACAGUCCAAAACUCGUGGAGGCGAAAAUCGGUGGAAUUGGAGCUAUUUCCAAUAGAUCUGAACUGGAUGAAUUCGAAGAUGCUGUUUGUGAAUUUUCCGGAAGUCCUUCCGGGCGAGAAGAUCAGUUCACAAUGGACGUCGAGAAGAUUGACAAAAGUCCCGAUUUUAUAAACAAUGAAUAUGAAGCUGGCUCAGACGAAAUUCGACAGAGCAAGAGUUCACCAACUGUCAGUGAAAUGAGAAAAUCGGGAGUUUCAGACAGCGGUGAAUCUCCUCCAUCUGCAGAAGUGCUUGAGAUCCGAGAUCCUGUCCUGAGCUCAGAUGAAACAGCUUUGUCUGAUCAACGGGAUCAUAAAAGUUCUGCUGAAGAAUCCAAUACAAAGAUCUGCCGUUCACAAGUGGAUCAGGUCAUUGGCGAAAACGGAAACGGGAGUGAGUUCUCUGAAGGAAACUUACGAGAUGGUUCGCCCUCUGAGUCUGACUUAGCAUCUUUGGUUGGAAAAGGAGGCGAUGAUGCUUCAGGUACCAUGUGGAACGAUGAUGUGAUUUACUCGGAGGUGGAAGGUCCCGAUGAACUUGUUUUAGAAAACUCUGCGAUCGUAGACUCUACUGAAGAUGAAUGCACCGGCAUUGAGAACAUUCUGGUUGGUACACCGGAGCAUGGCCACGCAAUAACGGCAGAUAAAGACGAUAACGUGAUGAUUUCUGAUCAUGAUGAUAUACCUUUUGUGGAGAAUGCUGAGACAACUAAGGAAGAAGAAUAUGAAACUGACACAGUCGAGCUUGCAGAGUGUUCGGGAAUUCAGUCUGAACAAUUAAACAUCGAAAAGGAGGUUCCUUUCACAGAUGUGCUUCUCCUGGAGAACAAAAAUGGAAGACAAGAUCAAGAUUCGGUUUUGGUUGAGGAAGAAUUGCCCGUUAAAGAGCAUGAGGACUUAGUGGUAUCUAAGAUCGAGAACUCGGAGGGUAUCAAAGAGCAAGAUGAUUCGGUUUUGGUUGAGGAAGAAUUGCCCGUUAAAGAGCACGAGGACUUAGUGGUAUCUAAGAUCGAGAACUCGGAGGGUAACCAACCUGAAGAGCCUAUGAUUGUCUCCGAAGAUAUCAAGAUUGAAGCCCGAGAUCUCGAGGCAACCGAAUCACCUUCUGACACUGAACCGAUUAUUGGUUCGGGCCAUACAGCUAAUAUAAUCCACACAGUUGCAAGCCAUGAAAGUGAAUUGAUUCAGGCAAAUGAUGAUGAAGCUGGAGACAGUAACAUCAAGAUGAUAAACGAGGGAAAUGAUAUCAGUUCUCAACGGAUAGGUUCAAGCGAAACAUGCAAAGACAACGAUGCAGAAGUUUGUGUAAGAAACAAUGAAGCUCAAACUGAAAGUGACAGAGGGAUUUCGGAGGAAAACAUUCAUGUCGAGAUAACAAAUACUCGGGAAGAUGAUGAUAUCAGUCACUCUAGAUCAACAAUGGCUGCCUCUGAUGCUGUUAAAACAUAUGAUCUGAAGUCACCCGGAAGCAAAAGGACAGAUUUUUAUAAAGUUUUGGGCGGUCUUGGAGUUAUUCAAGGAAAUGAGAUUGAGAGUAACGACAAAACCCGAGAGGACUUUGCAGAGGUACCUGUGGCAGUUGAAUCAAACGACCACCGAGGUUUUGGUCGGUUGAAGAAUCUGUCAGAAGCACACAUAAGAUCUCUGGUUCCGAGUUUAGUGGCUACCAAAACUACUUCUGAUGCAUCAGACACACAUGUUUCAGAGCUUAAGAAAGGCGGUAUGAAGGCUUCCAUUGAUGGACCUUGCGUAAAGGACGCUGGAAAACGAUAUGCAUUUGUGCCUACUGAAGUAGAGAGUGAAACCAGAAAACCGGAAGAAAACCGGUCUCAGCCAACAUUAUCUGAUGCUGCUGUUCUGUCUGAGAUCAUGGAGAAUCAACAGCAGCAACAGCAUGUUCCACUGAAGAACCUCCUGAGCGAAGCAAGAUCACCACCACAGCCAGAGGUGGCGGCCGCCAUGGAUAACAAGAACAUCAACGGUUCAGAUUCGAUCCCGAGGGUCAGUUCAAUACUCGGACCGGAAAGUCCACCGGAAUCCUGUUUUCCGGCGAAAGGAGAAGUGAGUGAGGAGUGGAAAACGCCGGCCAGAUAUCCGGCGGCGGACGUGAAGAGAGAGGAGAGGAAGACGAAGAGCAGACCGUUCUGGGUGCCGUUUGUUUGCUGCUCUUCUGUUAACUAAGCGGUUUUUAUGUUACAUCUCCAUACGAAGAUCUUAUAUGUGUAAUGGUAGAUGGAUGUGAUGAUGAUGCAGCAUUCGGUUGAAAUCUCUGGUUUAGUAGUAGCAACUUGCCAGUAGAUUUAUUAUUAGACAUUAUGCAAUAUAUAUUAUAUAGUCCUUGUGGGGGUCGUGUUUUCGUCUUU